Catharus ustulatus (Swainson's thrush) is the source of this 855-nucleotide messenger RNA. RefSeq lists its product as uncharacterized. Lineage: Eukaryota; Metazoa; Chordata; Aves; Passeriformes; Turdidae. Bases 1 to 855 code for a protein of 284 amino acids. Gene Ontology annotation, molecular function: immunoglobulin receptor binding; antigen binding. Gene Ontology annotation, biological process: phagocytosis, recognition; B cell receptor signaling pathway; positive regulation of B cell activation. The transcript has a single exon. The record is from RefSeq and is a predicted model, not a curated record. Gene Ontology annotation, cellular component: blood microparticle; immunoglobulin complex, circulating; external side of plasma membrane.
AUGGGGACGAGGCGCCAGAUCCGGGCGUGGCCUGGGAUGGGCGUGGCACUCUGGGGCCCCUGGGGAUGCAGAAACAAAGAGUCUGUGCCCAGUCCCAGUUACAAAGGUGUUUAUUUUGAUUAUUAUUUACAUUCUUAUCAUCUUUGGGCAGCCGUGACCCUGCUGGAGUCCGGGGGGGACCUCCAGCCCCCCGGGGGGUCCCUGACUCUGCUCUGCCGUGGAUCUGGAUUCGAUUUUGGGGGUUAUGGAAUGAUCUGGAUCCGCCAAAGACCCGGAAAGGGAUUGGAAUAUGUUGCAGAGAUUGACUAUGAUGACGACACUUACUACGCGUCGUCGGUGCAGGGCCGGUUCUCGAUCUCCAGGGACAACGGGCAGAGCUCGGUGACGCUGACCAUGAACGACCUCAAGGACGAGGAUUCCGCCGUUUAUUUCUGUGCCAAAAGUGCUGUUGCUGGUUGGGGUGCUGAUGGCGCUGGUGCUGGUUUUGUUGAUGGUUUCAGCCCCGUCCCCCUCCUCAGGUCUCCACCUGUCCCCAAAUUGUCGGAGCCCGGUUUGGUUUUUGGCAGCCUGGAAACCAACGGGAGGAUUUGUUCCUGCUCUGUGCAUUCCUGUUCUGGAGGAGCAAACCUGGAAGGGCCCUUUUGUGUCCCUGCAGGAGCGCAGGGAGCAGGGCCCGGCCCCGGCACAGCGUUUGUCCAGGCUCAGAUAAAACCGGCAAUCCUUCAAUCCUGCACGGGGGGAGAGCACAAAGAGCGGGGAGGAGACCCCGAGGGCGGGGGAGCAGGAGUCGGGGUCCAGAGGGAAGGGAAGGAGGAGACGCCGCGAGUUUGGGCUGAGCCCACAGCCGGCAAUUAG